Pseudocercospora fijiensis CIRAD86 is the source of this 1638-nucleotide messenger RNA. RefSeq lists its product as uncharacterized. The record is from RefSeq and is a predicted model, not a curated record. The coding region runs from base 1 to 1638 and encodes 545 amino acids. Lineage: Eukaryota; Fungi; Ascomycota; Dothideomycetes; Mycosphaerellales; Mycosphaerellaceae. Gene Ontology annotation, biological process: carbohydrate transport; transmembrane transport. Gene Ontology annotation, molecular function: carbohydrate:proton symporter activity. Gene Ontology annotation, cellular component: membrane. The transcript is spliced from 4 exons.
AUGUUGUUUAGUAAAAGAGAUGACACUGCUCCAAAGGAGAUUCUGAAUUGGAGACUGUGGUAUGGCGUUUUUGUAUUUGGAUUGAUGGGUGCCGCCCGUGGUGUUGAUGAGGGUCUCGUAGGAACAACAGCUUCCUUAGCCAGCUUCAAGAAGACCUUUGGACUCAAAGACCCGCGUCUAACUGCCGCCGAGCAAGCAGAUCGGCUUUCAAACAUUACGUCUAUGGUCCAACUCGGAUCUGUUGGCGGUGCUCUGUUUGCUUUUUACAUCACAGACAAGAUUGGACGUCUCUGGGCGACAAGGCAAUUGUGCGUGCUAUGGCUUUUUGGUAUCGCCAUAUACUUGGGAGCGGCGUCAAAUGGCCAUCUCGGAAUGGUGUACGCGGGACGCUUUAUCGCCGGACUGGGCAUUGGUCAAACGACAGUCGUUGCGCCCUCAUACCUCGCUGAGAUCUCGCCAAAGUUUACUCGUGGGUUCUCUGUCUGCAUGUUCUCUGGAUCCGUAUAUCUUGGUAUCAUGCUUGGAUACUUCUCUAUCUGGGGCUCUCAGUUGCACAUCAGCGCGGACACUCAGAUGCAAUGGGUGAUUCCCAACCUGUUACAUGUCUACUUUGCGGCUAUCAUCUUUGUGACUUCUUUCUUCGCGAUUGAAUCUCCACGUUGGCUGUGCAAGGUUGGCAAACAGGAAAAGGCAGCCACGAACUUGUCGACUCUCCGGAAUCUGCCAAUUGAACAUUGGUACGUCCAAUCAGAGCUGCUUGACAUCAAUGGUCAACUCGAGCGCGAGCGCGAAGCAACCCAUGGCACGAAAUGGUACGGCGUUAUCAGAGAACUGAUCGGAUCUUCCGCAAAUCGAUAUCGGCUUAUGCUCUCCGUCAUGAGCCAGCUUCUGGGACAAUGGAGUGGCGCCAACUCUAUCACAAUCUACGCUCCGGAAUAUUUUGCGAUGGUGGGACAGACAGGUCAGAACGAGAAGCUCUUCGCGACAGCCAUCUUCGGCAUCGUCAAGUUCGUAUCAUCAUUGCUUUGUGCGAUCUUCUUGAUUGAUUUCGUUGGCCGCAAGAGAUCGUUGAUGAUCGGUAUUACUUUGCAAUUUAUCGCAAUGCUGUACAUGGCUGGAUUCCUCCUUGCGGAUACAGACGUCGACGACGUUGAUGGACAAAGCGGCAGCGAGAAGCGUGCUGCCACUGGAGCAAUCGUUAUGAUCUAUCUUUCUGGCUUCGGCUGGGCGAUGGGCUGGAACAGCAUCCAAUACCUGAUUAACUCGGAAAUUUACCCUCUUCGACUUCGAGCUAUAGGGGGCUCGUUCGCCAUGACCUUUCACUUCGUGAACCAGUAUGGCAACAGCAAGGCUGUCCCUGAGAUGUUCCUGUCGAUGACAUACGGCGGUACCAUGAUGUUCUUUGCCAUCGUGACAUUGCUUGGUCUUGCGUGGAGUUGGUUUUUCUUGCCCGAACUCGCAGGCAAGUCGCUCGAAUCUAUUGAUGCUGUGUUCAAUCUUCCAUGGUAUCUUAUCGGAAGGAAGGGCAAGGAGCUCACGGCAGGCCUCGGCGGAUUUGUCGAGAGCACUGGCCAAGAAAAGGCCGUCGUGGAGCAGGUUGAGCAGGCUGAGAGUGUGCACGCUGAGCGCAAAGUUUGA